AUGACCCACCAGAAGGGAGUGAACCUGACAGACAUCAGUGUGAAGGAUGCUCAGGAGUUCAUCCAGCUCAGACCCAGCCAUCAAGGCAGCCUGGAAGACAUGUGGCAGGUCAGGAGCACCUGCGAGUCGGGACGGAUCGUGGCUCUGAAGUGCUCAGAGUGCGGGCUGCGCCCCGGGGCCCUGCGGGUGGUCGGGGGCAUGGACGCGGCCCCCGGGCGCUGGCCCUGGCAGGUGAGCGUGCGCCACGGCUCCCAGCACCGCUGCGGAGGCUCCGUGCUGGCACCCCACUGGAUUGUGACGGCGGCGCACUGCGUGCACAGUUACAGGCGGCUGCACGCCUCCGGCUGGCUGGUGGGUGCCGGUGUUGCUCGUGGCUCCAUCGAGCAGGAGGCUGGGGUACCGGUGGAGAAGGUUAUUUACCACCCGCUCUAUAACGGCAGCAGCCUCGACUAUGACAUUGCUCUGAUGAAGCUCCGCGUCCCCCUGAAUUUCUCUGAUGCCAUCCGUGCCGUGUGUCUGCCACCCUCCCAUCGUGACCUCUUCCAGGGCACCCCCUGUUGGGUCUCAGGCUGGGGCUACACCAGACCAGACCAAGCACAGCUAACGGAGACUCUGCAGGAAGCGCUCGUUCCCCUAAUUAGUACCAGGAGGUGCAACAGCUCGUGCAUGUACAAAGGAGAGCUCACGGCCAGGAUGCUGUGUGCCGGCUACCCGCAGGGGAAAAUAGAUGCGUGCCAGGGGGACAGCGGGGGCCCCCUGGUUUGCCAGGACGAACUCACGUGGCGCUUGGUAGGUGUAGUGAGCUGGGGCCAGGGCUGCGCCGAGCCCAACCACCCCGGGGUUUACACCAACGUAGCUCAGCUUCUGCCGUGGAUUUAUCGCACCACAGAGAUCUACUAG
Cygnus atratus (black swan) is the source of this 900-nucleotide messenger RNA. It is a transcript of the gene TMPRSS5, whose product is annotated as transmembrane serine protease 5. The record is from RefSeq and is a predicted model, not a curated record. Bases 1 to 900 code for a protein of 299 amino acids. The transcript has 8 exons. Gene Ontology annotation, biological process: proteolysis. Gene Ontology annotation, cellular component: membrane. Gene Ontology annotation, molecular function: serine-type endopeptidase activity. Lineage: Eukaryota; Metazoa; Chordata; Aves; Anseriformes; Anatidae.